Molecule: messenger RNA, 1231 nt
Organism: Struthio camelus australis
Lineage: Eukaryota; Metazoa; Chordata; Aves; Struthioniformes; Struthionidae
Source: RefSeq, a predicted model, not a curated record
AUGUUAUUGUCCUACAGCCAUAAGCAUUUACAUUCUUACAUAUCUGAGCAAAAUCCUUUUACUUACUCAGGCCUGCUAAUUAUUUUAAGUAGGCUAUUUUUAUUUUUCCCAGCAAUUGAUGAGUACAAGCCCCUAGAUGCCACUACAAACCCAUCUCUGAUACUAGCUGCUGCUCAGAUGCCAGCUUACCAGGAACUUGUGGAUGAUGCAGUUGAGUAUGGAAAAAAACUUGGAGGGUCAGAAGAUGAGCAGAUCAAAAAUGCUUGUGACAAGCUUUUUGUAUUAUUUGGAGCUGAAAUAUUGAAGAGGAUACCUGGUCGUGUGUCGACAGAAGUAGAUGCAAGGUUGUCCUUUGAUAAGGAAGGAAUGAUUCAGAGGGCCAGGCGCCUCAUUGACCUUUAUAAGGAAGCAGGAAUUGGUAAAGAUCGUAUUCUCAUAAAGCUCUCUUCAACAUGGGAAGGGAUCCAGGCUGGCAAGGUUCUGGAAGAGGAGUAUGGGAUUCACUGCAACAUGACCUUGCUGUUCUCCUUUGCUCAGGCAGUUGCCUGUGCUGAAGCUGGAGUUACUCUGAUUUCCCCAUUUGUAGGACGUAUCCUGGACUGGUACGUUGCAAAUGGGGAUAAGAAAACCUAUGAGCCUUCAGAGGAUCCAGGUGUGAAGAGUGUCACUAAGAUCUAUAAUUACUACAAAAAGUUUGGCUACAAAACUAUUGUGAUGGGUGCUUCAUUCCGAAAUACAGGAGAAAUAAAAGCACUUGCAGGCUGUGACUAUCUCACCAUUUCACCCAAGCUUUUGGCAGAGCUCAGCAAAGAAUACGUCAAGUUAACUCCUACACUCAGUGUUAAAGAUGCUCAGGCAUGUGAUCUUGAAAAGAUCCACCUGGAUGAGAAAGCAUUCCGCUGGCACCACAAUGAAGACCAAAUGGCUGUGGAGAAGCUGUCAGAUGGGAUCAGAAAAUUUGCUGCUGAUGCAAUAAAACUGGAGAGAAUGUUAAAGGAGCGAAUGUUCAGUGCUGAAAAUGGAAAGUAGAAAAAUCAUCACUUUCCUGGCUGGUCAAGGCUGAAUGAGAGGAUCAUUUGAAAUUAAAUGAUGUACAAAUGUAUUACCUGUAAAAGUCUUAUGCUAUAUAUGGAUAGAUUUCUGUAUUAUGCUUUUUUAAUCAAUUUGCAAAGGGACAAAUGGAAAUUCCAUUUUUGUGGCACUUUUGUCAAUACAUUCAAAUUAACACAUA